Messenger RNA from Suillus subalutaceus, 300 nucleotides. RefSeq lists its product as uncharacterized. The transcript has a single exon. The record is from RefSeq and is a predicted model, not a curated record. Bases 1 to 300 code for a protein of 99 amino acids. NCBI's taxonomy places the organism in Eukaryota, Fungi, Basidiomycota, Agaricomycetes, Boletales, Suillaceae.
AUGUUCGCAUACAACAAGCGCAGCAUAUCGGAGGAGGAUCCCGACUGCCCCAGAGGUGGCACCACGGACGCCCAGGAAGAAUUCGUUCUCGAGGCUGCAUGGACGGCCCUUUUGAAGCAGAUUGGCAGAAGCAUAGACGGGAUCCAAACGGACGUUGACCUGGAAUGUCUAUCGGUCUUCGAACAGCGCCUGUUUGAGAAGUUGGCUCAGUCGUGCUCUGCAGGAAACUAUCAGUGGGGCCUAGAUGACGGGAACCAUCAACAUGGUUGGGACUCAUAUGCUGGGUUUCCAUCCCACUAG